GUAGCUGUUCAGUCGGACGGAGCGUAACUUUUACGGCGGCUUCGGGUGUGGCUUUUAACGUGACAAAUCUGUGCGCGAGGCAAAGACUAAGAGCACGCGGCUGACGAAAAAAAAGAAAAGAAAACCUGCGCGCGCGUGUCAGACAGGACAUCAAACAUUCCUGUGAGGAGAAGAAGAAGAAGAGUUCGGCAGCGUAACCUGGCCGCUGGGAUCGGUGCGCUCGAUUCUCAACAGCUGGAAUAGUUUGAAUGUGGGCCGAACCGCGCUGACGCUGCCCCGGUGGUCCGCUCCGAGGACUCGGUCCAAGUCCAGAACAGAAACAGAGAGAAAAGUUCGCUUUUCUCCGACAGCGGAACUGGCGUUUACCCUCAAAUGUGGACCCACUGAUUUACCAACGGGUCUCUCGGUGGGAAUUUAACUCAACCCUUUGGAAGGAAGGAGCUUUAUUUUUGUUUUUGAAUUAGUCGCGGAUGAGCAGAACCUCUCUGCUCUCGCAUCUCACUAAAAGGGAAGUCGCCUUGCUCAACUCAACGCCUCGUCGAAAUCACUUGGGGUUUUUUUUUUUUUUUUUGGUUGAAUACUUUUUUCUCCAGGUGAAUUUCCCCCGUCAGCUGCAGUCCUGAAGCGAGCACUGGGAAACAUGGGUUGUACAGUGAGUCAGGAAGAAAAAGCCGCGGCCGACAGGUCGAAAAUGAUUGACAAAAACCUGCGAGAAGAUGGAGAAAAGGCGGCGAGGGAAGUGAAACUGCUCCUGCUGGGUGCUGGGGAGUCGGGGAAGAGCACCAUUGUGAAGCAGAUGAAGAUUAUUCAUGAAGAUGGCUAUUCAGAAGAUGAGUGUAAGCAGUACAGAGCAGUCGUCUACAGCAACACCGUCCAGUCCAUCAUGGCCAUCAUCAAAGCCAUGUCUUUCCUGCAUCUGGCCUAUGAAAACCCUGAAAGAGAGGAAGAUGCCAAGACGCUCUUUAAGAUGGCUGGGGAAGCAGAGGAGCGGGGCGCCCUCCCCGAAGAGAUGGCCAACAUUAUCAAGGAGCUGUGGGCCGACGCUGGCAUCCAGAACUGCUUCACACGAGCCCGGGAGUACCAACUCAACGACUCCGCCGCCUACUACCUUAAUGAUCUGGAGAGGAUAAGCAAGCCAGACUACAUCCCCACCCAGCAGGACGUGCUGAGGACCCGCGUGAAAACCACCGGCAUCGUGGAAACUCACUUCACCUUCAAGGACCUCCACUUCAAGAUGUUUGAUGUUGGAGGCCAGCGGUCGGAGAGGAAGAAGUGGAUCCACUGCUUCGAGGGAGUCACAGCCAUCAUCUUCUGUGUGGCCAUGAGCGCCUACGACCUGGUUCUGGCUGAGGACGAGGAGAUGAACCGGAUGCACGAGAGCAUGAAGCUGUUCGACUCCAUCUGCAACAACAAGUGGUUCACAGAGACGUCCAUCAUCCUGUUCCUCAACAAGAAGGAUCUGUUUGAGAAGAAGAUCGCCCACAGCCCUCUGACCAUCUGCUUCCCUGAGUAUGAAGGACCCAACAAGUACGAGGAGGCCCAGGCGUACAUCCAGACCAAGUUUGAGGAUCUGAACAAGAGGAAGGAAACCAAGGAGAUCUACACCCACUUCACCUGCGCCACCGACACCAAGAACGUGCAGUUCGUGUUCGACGCCGUCACCGACGUCAUCAUCAAGAACAACCUGAAGGACUGCGGCCUCUUCUGAAGCAGCUGCAGGAGCGGUCGAGCGUACAUGAACAGUUCUGAGGAGAACCGAACCAUCCGAGCAUCACGAGUUCCUGCAGCGCCUGACCGCCACGUCUGCUUCAACCUGCUUUUUCUAAAGACACCUGAGAGACUAAAAACCCGACCCGCUCAUCCGGGGCUCGCUCGGGUUAACACCUCUUCAGGCUACGACCACGAAAAAAACAAAAAAACAAGAAAAAAAAAACUUUUAUCGUCCUUUUUCGUUGUUCUUUUUCUGUAUUUUCAGUGAUUAGAAGAGGGAAAGAAAAGCCGUUUUCUAUCGAUGCAUUCCUUUUACUCUAAACAGAAUAAUAAAGUUUGAGUGAGCGAUGAAGCACGGACGCAGCAGCAGUGUUUUCACGAGGUUUACAUCCGCUCCUCUUCAUAACCAAACUAUUGAUCCACAUUCGCUCCUCUAAUAUUCCAUCCACAUGAUUUCAAAGGUUUUUUAACGUUUUUUUACCUGCAGGGAGGAAUUCUGGCAAAUUUCUAAUGUGUAUUUAAACUGUGUGUAGCUAACCUUCUGUCACUUUUAUAGUUCCAUAUCUACUGCAGUAUGUUUGUGCCUUUACUUCUGUUUACAAACUGUUUGUUUUUUCUUUCACCAAUGAAAACAUAUUGAUUGUUAAUGAAAAACUAAAAUUUAUUUCAGAGAAAAGUGUUUUGGGAAUUAUUAAAAAAUCAUUUUAAAAAGGUUUAAUUUAAGUACAAGUAGACUCCUGCGUUUGUUUUGUCCUGUUUGUUGACUUUUGUAACAUUUUGUGAGCAUUUGUGUUGCUGGUGAUGGAUGUGUACAAACUGUGGCGACGCUGUCCUGUUGGGUGUGGUGGGUGGGAGCAUCUAAAGGGAUUUUUGGAUCGAUGGCGGUAAAUGACAGAAUGAUGACCCUCUUGUAAAUCAUCUGCUCGUUCCUACAUAAAUGCUGAACCCGGGAGGUCAGAGGUCGGCGUUGGAGCGCGGUGUUGCACGUCGCUGGAACGUUUUGUGUCAAGUGUGUGAUUUCCUGCCAAACAUUUCACCUGAAAGAGAGAAUAUUUUAUUUUUCCUGAUUUUUUUUGUCAUUGUAAAGAUAUUUUAUGCAUCAAGCAAGUGCAGAUCUUCACAGGCCGAGACCGCCCCCUAGUGGACGUCCAAAGCAUUUGGCAUCAGUUGUUGGUUUGAAUAAAAAUGUUUUCUUGUA
This is a messenger RNA of Oryzias melastigma (Indian medaka), 2908 nucleotides long. RefSeq names its product guanine nucleotide-binding protein G(i) subunit alpha-2. The transcript is spliced from 9 exons. The record is from RefSeq and is a predicted model, not a curated record. Gene Ontology annotation, cellular component: heterotrimeric G-protein complex. Lineage: Eukaryota; Metazoa; Chordata; Actinopteri; Beloniformes; Adrianichthyidae. Gene Ontology annotation, molecular function: GTP binding; G protein-coupled receptor binding; GTPase activity. Gene Ontology annotation, biological process: adenylate cyclase-modulating G protein-coupled receptor signaling pathway; gamma-aminobutyric acid signaling pathway. Bases 641 to 1708 code for a protein of 355 amino acids.